Messenger RNA from Daphnia pulicaria, 2627 nucleotides. It is a transcript of the gene Hk, whose product is annotated as voltage-gated potassium channel subunit beta-2-like. Gene Ontology annotation, molecular function: transmembrane transporter binding; voltage-gated potassium channel activity; potassium channel regulator activity. Gene Ontology annotation, cellular component: voltage-gated potassium channel complex; cytoplasm. NCBI's taxonomy places the organism in Eukaryota, Metazoa, Arthropoda, Branchiopoda, Diplostraca, Daphniidae. The record is from RefSeq and is a predicted model, not a curated record. The transcript has 9 exons. The coding region runs from base 679 to 2130 and encodes 483 amino acids. Gene Ontology annotation, biological process: regulation of potassium ion transmembrane transport; potassium ion transport.
UGCGCUGUACAGUAUAUAUCUUUUGAAAUAUUUCGCAUGCAUUUCGCUUUAAAACAAUGCGCAGUCAUUUGAUUGAUGGUCUGGUCUCGCUUUGGCUUCGUCCGUUUGAACGCGGGGAAACGUGUUUGGCCGCUUGACCGAAAACAGCACAGCACAGCACAGACGGAAUGAGGAAGACCGAGAGGCUGUCACUCGGUGUGAGUUGAAAUAUAAGAGAAUCGCAUGUGUGCAACCGCGGCUUCCGUGGAAUGAGAAUCUAAAUACUUCAAGUACGUAAUACGUAUAAAGAAUAAAAGAAAAGGGGAAAAAAAAAGGAAAUGAAGGGCAUACGUAUCGAUAUCUGGCAUCGAUUGAAAUCUGGCAGAUAUCUGCAGAAUGCCUUGCUGCUGCCGUUACUACAACAGCCCAUGCUGCGGUAAAAGCGCGCAGUCGCCGUCGUCUUUUUGAGUCUCGUGGGUCUGUUGAAGCCCAAAGUAAAACUGGCACUUGAUCGCCGUCGCUUAGUCAGACAACAACUACUUGUUCGAGCUAACCCGCUCGGCCGUUAGCUGCUGCUGAACCCAUCGCCCGGCCGUCGGUGUCAUCAUACAGUUCCUUCCGUAUUAUAGAUCGUCUUGAAUUCUAUAGUUGGUUUUUUAUUUUUCUCGGAGCGCUGGAACCCAACCGAUCGUUUCCUUGAUGAUGUCCUUAAACCUUUUGAACCCCGCAAGCAGUGGAGCUUCGGGUUAUGGAGUCAGUAGUAGGCGCUGUAACGUCAGGUUCCAACAACGGAAUCGAACACCAGUGACUAGCGUGGAAUCCAUGGAGGAUCAACAGUCGUCCGGUCACUGCGGUUCGUCGCAACACCACGAACACAGCAUCGGCGUGUCGAGUCACCGCGGGUCCGUCCAUCUACCCGAGACGUCGAUCAGCGCUUCCAACUCAUCUGCGGCCUCGUCCCACCAGCAGCUGCACUUCGCUUCGCGAAUGGGCGAAAGACAGGCCACCCUCGCCGAGAAGGAAGAUAGCCUCUCACCGGCCGUCCCCAGCCUUCUGCACUUGCCUCUGUGUCGCCAGACAAAUCCCGUGCCCGGACUCCGCUACCGCAAUCUCGGCAAAAGUGGUCUUCGCGUCUCCAAUGUCGGACUCGGUACUUGGGUUACGUUUAGUGCGCCCAUCAGCGAAGAAGUCGCCGAAGAUAUAAUCGUCAUGGCUUUCGAGAGCGGAAUCAAUGUUUUCGAUCUUUCCGACGGAUACUGUGGACCACGCGCCGAGGUUUCACUUGGUCGUAUUUUAAGACAAAGGCGAUGGAGGCGUUCCAGCUACAUUGUGAUCACGAAAAUCUACUGGAGCUACCGUUCUGAGGAAAGAGGUUUGUCAAGAAAACAUAUCAUCGAAUCGAUUCGCGCUUCGCUGGAUCGGUUACAGCUGGAUUACAUUGACGUUGUGCUCAUUCACAGAGCGGAUCCGAUGUGCCCCAUGGAAGAAGUGGUUCGAGCCAUGAAUCAUGUCAUUGAUCAUGGCUGGAUUAUGUAUUGGGGUACAUCGCGCUGGUCGUCGGUCGAGAUUUCGGAAGCGUACAACAAUUGUCGCCAAUUCAACUGCCCACUGCCAAUUUGCGAACAAUCCGAAUAUCAUUUCCUCUGCCGAGAAAAAAUCGAAAUAUCCCUUCCUGAAGUCUACAAUAAAUUAGGUGUCGGGCUGAUGACAUGGUCUCCACUCACCAUGGGAUUCAGCGCUUCAAAGGGCGAGGAGACCUUCCCGAAUUUUCACCGCAUGUCCUUUAAGAAAAAGUUUUCUACCGUCACUUGGCCGGACGACGAAGCAGCAGCCGCUACCAAAGAAAACGCUUAUGUGCCGAGGAUGUCCGCUGAAGAAGUUCAGCGUCAGAAUGGCAAGCUGCGGGAAAUCUCGCUAAUGGCCGAGCGCUUCGGUUGUACUUCAUCCCAGUUGGCCAUUGCGUGGACGCUGAAAAACGAACACGUUCAUUCAGUACUGAUCGGAGCUAUUUCUCCAGAACAAUUGUACGAACACCUCCAAGCUCUUCAGAUAGUGCCUAAAUUGUCGGCUGCAGUCAUGCUGGAUCUUGAACGAGUGCUGGAUAACAAACCCAUACGCCCACCAAUGAUAUCGACGCUGGCGAUGAGGUGACAAGAUAAUAUCGAAAAUAGUUUACAGGCUGAUAAACUGAUGGUUACCUUGGAAACCACUGAAAGUGCGACUUCGACCAGUUGUGGUCAAAUCAUUGGAGCCAAAUUCUCAUGUAACACGUUGGCCUUUUGUAUUAUUCUGUGACUAUAUGAGAUGGGCUUCGUGGGUAAAAUUCUUUCUGCCAUAUCGCUGAAUAAGAAAGUUGAGAUAGCACGGCGUCGGCGUCCUUUCUUUUCUGCUGGUUGCACGAAACAAAGUUGUAUCUCAAUAUAGUAUAGGCCCUUUUCGAAUAUUUAGUUUGGAAAUGAUUUGGUAAUCUAUCGUUUGCCUAUUAAUGCGUAAGUAAACCAAUACAAAAAUAUAUUUCGUUAUAAAAUGAAAAGCAUUGAGAGUUUCAAGUCUACUGUAGUUUCCACGUUAUAUUUGAUCUUGUAUAGUUUAUAAAAUAUCGAUGCUUGUGUUCGAUUCUGCUAAUAACUAAUACAGUAUAUCCAUGA